AUGGCAACAAAUGGGCUGAGCUCCAACUCGGAGCAGAACGGCCACACCAAUGGCAGCACCACCACCAACGGCGCCCAGACGGUGCGCUUCGAGGUGCAGCAGCAACAACCACAGCGCUACGAGGAGUCGCGAGACGGAUACCAGGCGUCGCAUUCCGGCAGCGAGGCGACCAACGGCGACGCAGAUGGCACAGAGUCGCUUGAGAUCGACAUGGACAUGACCACCAUCAUUGACACGGACGCCGCCCUCAUCGGUCUCGAGGUCGACGACGAGACCGACACGGAGGACGACACCGCGAGGAGAGCAGCCUAUGCGCAGAGCAUAUAUCCCACAAUCCCCGCACACUACCGAACAGAGCGGAUUGACAGUGACUUUGAGACAGUGAACUCAUCGACCAUGUCAAUAUACGAGGGUGAUGUGGAUUUCGUAGAGGAAUACGGCCGCCGGUAUUGUAAGGAGUAUUACAUGCCGAAUGACGAGGAGGAGCAGGACCGGAUGCGCAUCGUCCAUCAGGUGUACCUCAACGUAUUCAACCUCGAGUUGACGUCGGUGCCUCUCGACGAUCCAGAGAUUAUUCUAGAUGUGGGCACCGGCACCGGCGAGUGGGUCAUGGGCAUGGCCGAGAAGUAUCCGGAUUGUGACGUGAUCGGCAUGGACAUAUCCCCUAUUCAGGACACCAGGGUGCCCAACAACUGCAACUGGGAAUGCGAUGACGCUGAGCUGGAGUGGGAGAGGGCACCAGACUCGAUCGAUCUGGUUCACUUCCGUGGCAUGGCGGGGGCUUUCUCGGACUGGAGCUUUGUCUACGAACAAGCCUUCAAGUGCAUCAAACCUGGCGGCUAUAUCGAGCUGGUCGAUUUCCAUGACUUCAGGGGACCCCAGAACUUCUACAGCAAGUUUCCGCCGGAUUCGAUCAUGCAUCAGUUUGCUUUAGACAUGCACGAGGCCGAGUUGAGGUGUGGAAGGCGGCGUGGCGUCGAUCAUCUUAACCGACAACUGCUGAUCGAUGCUGGGUUUGUCGAUGUCGAGAUCACGGAGCAUGCGAUCCCGCUUGACCCGUCUACAUCACCACUGGGCAAGCUUUGGCUGGUAGCAUGUCGUGCAGGACUUGAAGCCAGCACACUACGACCGCUCACAAAAUAUAUGGGUUGGGCCCCCGAGAAGGUCAGGGAGACGUGCGCAAUAGUCGGGCAACAAUUGAUCUCGAUGGCGAUGAAGCCAGAGACAAACAAGGGAUUCGAGGUGAAACUACGGGUCCUGGUUGCAAGAAAGCCUUGGGUGGCCGGCCAGUGGACAGCACAAAAUUUUGGCGAAAACGGUGAUCUGGAAUUGCGGGAUUACAGUACUGGCGACGACAGCACGAUUGGAAGCUGA
Molecule: messenger RNA, 1374 nt
Organism: Phaeoacremonium minimum UCRPA7
Lineage: Eukaryota; Fungi; Ascomycota; Sordariomycetes; Togniniales; Togniniaceae
Product: putative methyltransferase domain-containing protein
Exons: 2
Coding region: 1-1374 (457 amino acids)
Molecular function (GO): methyltransferase activity
Source: RefSeq, a predicted model, not a curated record